UUUAAUUAUUGUAUGAUAUAACAAAUAAAAUAUCUAAUUAUUUUUAAUAUAAUGUUUUACUAUAGCGCUCAAAAAAUUGUUUUUUGCCCCCCAAAAUAUAAAUUGUUGCUAAUCGACCCCCAAUAUGGAAACGCCCACUGAUAUAAAGUGUUGGUCAAGAAAGCUUGCUCUUCUUUCCUUUCAUUUGCUCAUCCCGCAUGUUGUUUCUUUUUACUGCUGUAUUUCUUUUAAUUAAAACAAAUUUUGUUUUGGUGGUAUGAUUUUGCCAACUGUUCAACAAAACUUGAUGACGUUGAAGGUCAUGACCUCUCCCCAACCCCCGUAGCUCUGCUUCUGAAGCUAGAGUUUUUCUCUAUGCAUGUACUGUACGAAAUCUGAUAGAUCACUGGUAAUGAUUUUGUAAAAUGUUUUAUGCUUAAAUUUGAUUGAUCUCUUUAAUAACAUCAUUUAAUAUAAUAUAAAAAAUAAAAUGCAGAGUUUACCAGCAUUUGCCUACCAUUUUGACUCGUGUAUUACUCACGUGGCCUUAGACGGGGAAUGUUGUGACAUGCAAAAACCUAUUCAGUGAGCGACACCAUUUCAAUAAACAUUUCAUGAACAUGUUCAUAUUCAUGGAAUGUUCAUCAGCCUGGUAUAUUGUGUGUUUGUUGUUGAGACUUCAAAACUAGCAAGUCUGUUGUGUGGACAGAGCAAGUAUUUAGGCAACACUUCAAUAUUGGAAGACAUGGGAGGAUACCCAAUUGACACACUGCUAUGAACUGGGUAAAGUUUCAUACUAAGGCUUCUGCAUUAGACAAGAAACUGAGAGGAAGUGGGAAAUCUGUGUAGACACUGGAGAACAUUUAGAAUGUGCAGAGUGCUGUCAAUCAAAGCCCAAAACAUUCAGCAAGCACACAAAUAUGCAUUGGCACUUAGCCUGUCAAAGAACUCAGUGUGUUGGAUUUUACAUACAUACCUAAAUUACCAUGCUUACAAAAUCCAAGGCUGGUCAUGUUUUCCAUUACUCAGAUGGAAAACAUGAUCAGUUGAGUGUAUGAACCUAGAUGGACAGCAAAUAAGUGGAGUUAUUUUUAAGAAAUAAUAAUUUUUUUGUGUUGUGACAACAUGGCAGAUAUUUAUCCUUCCAUUAUCACUAUUGUCAAUAAAUAUGAUUAAUAAUUGAAUGAAUGAACAGUGUUAUGUUUCAAAAUGGUAGACGAAUGCUGAUACACCCUGUGUGCGUGUGUACAAUGAAGUAUUAAAAAUCUGGACUAAUUGGGAAUGGACUACAUCUAGAUUUUCAAAAUAUAUGGGAAAAUUAGCAUUUUAAGUUCUGUAAUGCACAAGUGCUGAUGACACCAUGACUUGUGCAAUAAUUUUUUGAAUAUUAUUGUGUAAGUUGUGAUGCUUUCAAUCAUCAGCACCAUACUUAAAUAUUCAAAACCUUUUUAGAAUAAGUUCCAACAUUUAAAAAAACCCAUUGAACUGCUGUAGAAGUAUAGAACAAAAAAUUGAAUGUCAAACAGAGAAGAGCAGAUAGAUCUUAAUGUUCCAUUCUGUUCAGAUUAUGAUGAUAGGACCAGGAAAUUGUCCCAAAAAACUUUUACAGAGCCCAGUUCUUUAAUGUGAUGUAAUGUUGUCUGACAUAUUUAUCAAUAUUUUUCUGAUUUCACAUGAAAUUGUCUCAUUUACAUAAGAAUUUUUUGUCUCCUGCUAUUAAUGAAAUUCUGAAUGGGCAAAUUUCAAUGUAUGAAUUGCACAUGAAAAUUAUUCUUUUUUAAUUAAGAUUAUCUGUUUCACAAAAAAUUAAUUUAAAAAAACUUAAUUUGUUAUUAAUUUUUUUUUCUACAGUAUGGGUGUUUUUGGAGGACAAUUUCAGCAUAAAUUAGCAAUAUGGAUAUUGAUUAUCAUCCUACUCUUUACCUACCUUUGUGCAGUUUUAUGGUAUAAUGAAAGUGUUCUACCUCAUUCAUCAUUGUCUAUAAACAGGUGGAAGGACUUUCCAAAUGCUUUUAAUUUGUCUUUGAUUAACUCAACUGUGGAUUUUUCAACUCUUGUUGAUCUCUCCAAUUUUAAAUUUCUUAUUAAUAAUCAACGGUGUAAAAAUGUCAGAGAUCUUUUUAUGGUUAUUUUCGUACACAGUGCACCUGGGAAUUUCAGAAAAAGAGAUGUCAUACGAGAGACUUGGGGUUCCGAAAAGAAUCUGGCUACGGACUCCUUGAGAUUGGUGUUCCUGAUUGGAAGUGUAGGAAAUCGAUCUCUCCUGAAUGCCAUUUCACAAGAAAAUACAAUCUAUAGUGAUAUUGUACAGGGUAAUUUUGUAGACAGUUAUAGAAAUCUCACAUAUAAACAUGUCAUGGGUCUGAAAUGGAUCACUUAUUUUUGCCCGGCAGCCAGAUACAUUCUGAAGACUGAUGAUGAUAUUUUUGUAGACAUCUUUCAAUUGACAGAUUAUUUGAAAAACACAUUCAGUCCAACUCCUCCCAGAAAAUUUCUAAUGUGUUUAAUUAUAAAGAAUACAUUUGUGCGUAGAAGCCAGAGGAGUAAGUGGCGAGUGAGUUUCAAAGAAUAUCGAGAGGGAUACUAUCCCACCUACUGUGCCGGAUGGGCCAUAAUCAUGUCUUCGGAAGUGGCCCGUCAGUUAUAUUACCAAUCUUCUCUGGUUCCAUACUUUUGGAUAGACGACGUCCACGUGUCUGGCACGCUGGCCAAACGUCUAGGGUUGACUCACACAGACUUUUCAAACAAAAUAUAUGCUGGCGAAGAAGAUUUAUUGAAAUGGUUGGAAAGCGAUGGGCUUUCUCGUCCCUACAUGUUUGGGCAACCCAUUUGCAACAUCACUAUUGUCUAUCAGUUAUGGAAUAAGACCUUACAGUAUUAUGCAUCAGUUGGAUCUCAUUCAAUGGUUUAAACUUUUUGGCUUAAAUUAUUUUGUGUAAAGUGCCGUUAAAUCUUUUUCUUAACUGUGAUUGGGAUGUCUGUUUCCAUAAGCAGAUCUAUAUAUUAUACAGUAGAUCUACUAAAUGAAAAAAACAUUCCUUUCAUUUAUUUUUUACAUUUACAUUCCAUUCAUUUUUCUGUUAAACAAAUUGGAGGUGAAAAGAGAGUAUUUGGAUAUUGUACAACAAUAUAAAUUAGCUAUUCAGAUUAUAAUUGACAGCUUUUGACACAGUAAAGUGGAAUGCUUUUCAAACAUAAUUUAGUAGCAUUUUUUAAACUGUCAUUAGCUUAUCCAAAAAGAAUUAAUUCUGACAUUGGUUAAAGCUAAAUUAAGAAUUAUAUUUUUGUCAUGGUGAUAAAUCAUUUUGUUUUAAAAAUGAUUUGAUAGUUUGAGUUUUUAUUCAACACAUUCCCAUUGGUGAUUGUAGUCAUGGUGUGCUUCAGAUUGCUCACAAAGAAUAUUUUCAUACCAGUAGUUUCAAAACUUCCUAUUUUUAUGAUUAUAAUAAGUAUACGUGCCAAAUUUACUUAUUCUACAUUUUUGUACUUCUCAAAUUGAUUUACUUACAUUAAUUAUGCAGUAAGUAGACUGCAGUUUUUGUAAGUGCUUUAUUUUAAUGCAUGUUAUUUGCUAAAUUUUUCAUUUUGAAAGAGUGAGAUAUGGAUUACAAAAUCCAAAAAUUUAUUUUAUUUUUUUUUCUGUGGGAGAAUAGUUUUAAGAUUUUUGGAAUUUGAAAGACCAAAUUUUAUUAAAAAAAUAUAAUAUGGCUUCUACAUAUCCUCUCCCAAAUGUGUAAAUCCAUUGCCAAAAAAUAUACAAAUUUAACUUUUUAAUGUUAGUGUUAUCAAAAUAUGAAAAAUUGUUAUUUGAUACAAUAAAUUUUCUAGUAGAAAAUAGUAUUUGCUGUUCGAUACUUAAUACUUGUUACAACUAAUUCUUGUUCUUUGCAUUAUGAAAAUUAAAGUUGUUAUUAAAAGUUUUAUUGUGUCCUUAAUGAGAACAAUACAUAAAUUGUAUUUUUGUUUUUUAUGCUUUCACAGAUAGUUUAAUUCCUGGAUUAGCAUCAUUGUUUAUAAAUUAUGUGAACUGAUGUUUUACUUUAAUAAAUAAAAAAUAUGUGAAAUAACACAAAUAACUGAAUGCUCAAUAAAAAUAAUCUUACAAAUUAAAAAACACUCUAACCUUAUGUUUCUCCCUGCAG
Molecule: messenger RNA, 4121 nt
Organism: Centruroides sculpturatus (bark scorpion)
Lineage: Eukaryota; Metazoa; Arthropoda; Arachnida; Scorpiones; Buthidae
Product: beta-1,3-galactosyltransferase 5-like
Exons: 1
Coding region: 1832-2890 (352 amino acids)
Cellular component (GO): membrane
Molecular function (GO): hexosyltransferase activity
Source: RefSeq, a predicted model, not a curated record